GGACCCACCAAACACUUUGGAAGAAGUUAGAGAGAGAGAGAGAGAGAGAGAGGCAUGUGAUACGAUAAGAAGAAGAAACUUCACGGCUGUACCAUCCAUCGAUCUACCCAAGACUCUCCUCUCUCCUCUACCGGGGUUUUUCAUAUUUCAUACCUCGCUGAGCUCAGCCGACGCGUAUUUUUUAUGGGCAACUGCUGCUCAGACGAGGCCGGCGGAAGGGCGGCCGUGGGCGGCACUGCUGCUUCUCAAGACAACCCAAUCAAUGCUCCAAAUGAUGCCGUCUCUCAUUUCCUCAACUCUCGCGGCUACCACGGCCUCUACUCUCAGAUCGAGCUAUCAUAUUCUGCUUCAGACUUGCGUGAUCGGGACUUGCUCUCCAAGAGUGAUCCCAUGGUAGUUGUUUAUACCAAAGGAAGAGAUGGAACACUUGAAGAACUUGGCCGCACUGAAGUAGUUCUAAAUUCGCUAAAUCCGACAUGGAUCACAAAACAUACUAUCAGUUAUCAAUUUGAAAUCGUGCAGACAUUAGUGUUUCGUGUGUAUGAUGUUGACACUCAAUUCCACAAUGUUGAAGUAAAGAUGCUUAGGUUGGAUGAGCAGCAAUUUCUUGGUGAGGCUUCUGGUGCGUUGUCUGAGAUAGUCACUAAAUCAAACCGCUCAUUGACCUUAGAUCUUGUACGCAGAGAAGAAUCUAGCAGAUCAACCCAUCCAAGAAACUAUGGAAAGCUUACUGUGCAUGCUGAGGAAUGCAUUAGUUCAAAAACCACGACAGAGAUGAUAUUGAGGUGUUCAGAUUUGGAAUACAAGGAUCUCUUCUCAAGAAGUGACCCCUUUUUGGUAAUAUCAAAAGUAGUGGAAAGUGGGAUCCCAAUUCCAGUUUACAAAACAGAAGUUAUAAAGAAUGAUCUCAAGCCAACAUGGAAGACAGUGUAUUUGAAUAUUCAACAAGUUGGAAGCAAGGAAAGUCCACUAGUGAUAGAGUGCUUCAACUUCAAUAGCAGCGGAAAACAUGAUUUGAUAGGAAAAGUUCAGAAAUCAUUAGCAGAUUUGGAAAAGCUUCAUUCCGGUGGGCAAGGCGAAAAUUUGUUUUUACCUAGUCUGGUUGGGCAAAAUUACCACAACAAGGUACUUAAGAGCCAGCUAUUUGUAGACAAGUAUACCCAGAAUAUCCAACACACUUUCUUAGAUUACUUGGCUGGGGGUUGUGCACUGAAUUUCAUGGUGGCUAUUGAUUUCACUGCUUCGAAUGGAAAUCCACGUCUGCCUGAUUCCUUGCAUUAUAUUGAUCCUUCUGGACGACCAAAUUCAUACCAGAGAGCAAUCAUCGAGGUAGGAGAGGUGUUGCAGUUUUAUGACGCAGACAAGCGCUUUCCUGCCUGGGGAUUUGGAGCACGACCGAUCGAUGGUCCAGUCUCUCACUGUUUCAACUUAAAUGGAAGCAGUCAUCACUGUGAGGUUGAAGGCAUCCAAGGAAUUAUGAUGGCAUAUACAAGUGCCCUCCUUAAUGUUUCUCUUGCAGGGCCAACUCUUUUUGGACCUGUGAUUGGCAAUGCUGCACAAAUUUCCAGCCAGUCUCUUGCAAAUGGGGGUCGAAAAUACUUUGUUUUGCUAAUAAUCACGGAUGGAGUGGUAACAGAUCUCCAAGAAACCAAAGAUGCCCUUGUGAAAGCAUCUGACCUGCCAUUGUCGAUCCUUAUUGUUGGAGUUGGAGGAGCUGAUUUCAAAGAAAUGGAGAUUUUAGAUGCAGAUAAGGGAGAGAGACUUGAAAGUUCCACUGGACGUGUUGCUUCACGUGAUAUAGUCCAGUUUGUUCCUUUCCGGGAUGUACAGGGUGGAGAGAUUUCUGUUGUUCAAGCACUUCUUGCCGAAUUACCUACGCAAUUUUUAACCUACAUGCGGACCAGGGAUAUCCAACCAAUUUCCUGAUAAUGUAAACUGUACAUAUGAAAUUUUUAAUCUAUAUAAGUCGGCUCAACUUCAUUUUGGCCACCAUGGUUUUCAGGAUGUUAGUAAGUUGCCUUUCUUUAUAUUAAUAGAAAGGAUAAUGUUAUA
This is a messenger RNA of Juglans microcarpa x Juglans regia, 2052 nucleotides long. RefSeq names its product protein BONZAI 1-like. Gene Ontology annotation, biological process: cellular response to calcium ion. Gene Ontology annotation, cellular component: plasma membrane. NCBI's taxonomy places the organism in Eukaryota, Viridiplantae, Streptophyta, Magnoliopsida, Fagales, Juglandaceae. The transcript has 16 exons. Bases 184 to 1926 code for a protein of 580 amino acids. Gene Ontology annotation, molecular function: calcium-dependent phospholipid binding. The record is from RefSeq and is a predicted model, not a curated record.